Rhinichthys klamathensis goyatoka is the source of this 374-nucleotide messenger RNA. RefSeq names its product chemokine (C-X-C motif) ligand 11, duplicate 1 (gene cxcl11.1). Gene Ontology annotation, molecular function: chemokine activity; CXCR chemokine receptor binding. Gene Ontology annotation, biological process: antimicrobial humoral immune response mediated by antimicrobial peptide; inflammatory response; chemokine-mediated signaling pathway. Bases 59 to 340 code for a protein of 93 amino acids. The transcript has 3 exons. The record is from RefSeq and is a predicted model, not a curated record. Gene Ontology annotation, cellular component: extracellular region. NCBI's taxonomy places the organism in Eukaryota, Metazoa, Chordata, Actinopteri, Cypriniformes, Leuciscidae.
AUUUACUCACAUUUGAUCAGCUACUGGUUCAAGGUGAAGACCAUCAAGAGAUUGAACAAUGAAGACUGUGGCCGCUCUACUUGUUUUUAUCAGUUUGGCUAUUGUUGCUAUCGAAGGGCAGCCUGGGCCUGGAAUCCAAAGAUGUUUAUGCCGGGGUCCUGGGGUAAAAAUGGUGAAACCAAAGCUGAUAGAGAAGGUGGAAAUUCACCCUGUUAGUCCAUCUUGUGGACAUCUGGAAGUUGUUGUCUUGCUGAAGAAUGGUGCAGGGCGAAGAUGCUUAAACCCAGAGUCAUUGUUUACCAAGAAUAUCAUUAAGAGGAUUGCAAAUAAGACCAGGUGAGUCUUAUCAGUGACAUUACAAUUGAUACUGAAAA